Molecule: messenger RNA, 1707 nt
Organism: Coffea eugenioides
Lineage: Eukaryota; Viridiplantae; Streptophyta; Magnoliopsida; Gentianales; Rubiaceae
Product: tRNA-splicing endonuclease subunit Sen2-1-like
Exons: 2
Coding region: 296-1024 (242 amino acids)
Biological process (GO): tRNA splicing, via endonucleolytic cleavage and ligation; tRNA-type intron splice site recognition and cleavage
Cellular component (GO): tRNA-intron endonuclease complex
Molecular function (GO): nucleic acid binding; tRNA-intron lyase activity
Source: RefSeq, a predicted model, not a curated record
AAAACUCCUUCCGUCCAAAAGCAUAAAAACCAUCUGUGGAUUCUCUGGACGACAAUUGCUCUCUAACCAUUUCUCCGUCGUUGCGACCUCCGGCGACACUAUUCUGCUGCACCGGCAGGGUAUUGUCACCAUCAUCUUGUUAGUGCUUUGGGAUUAUUAUGGAUUCUUGAGAGAGGGGACAUUGUUUUGCUAUGAUAAUACUGUGCCUAGUCCUUGCUGGAAGCUGAACUUUCUGAAAGAUCAUCAUUAUUUCGGAAGUUGCAGUAAUUCAGGUGUUCUCCUGCUGAAGGAUGUGAUGGGGCCAAGAUGGAAAGGAAAGGGAGCAGAAGCAAAAGCACUUGCUGAUCCCAUUUCCAAUAUAGUUUCUCAGCUUCAAUCUUCUCUAGUUCAGUCAAGCUCUCAAGGUUUAUUGAUGAAUUCCAGCGUACUCUUUGAAGCAGAUGCCAAACAAACUGAUCUACUUAAUCGAGCUUGUUUUGGCCGCCCGGUAGUCACAGCUGAGAAGGAUAAGCAGUGGUUCCAAUUAGGUCUGGAGGAAGCUUUUUACCUCUUCUAUGUCCUAAAAUGCAUCAAAAUCGUCAACGAAAAUAAUUGUGAAAUUGAUAGUGAAGAGUUGUGGAUGUACAUGAUGUCCAAAAAGGAAAAUUUUCCGAAUUUAUUCAAAGCUUAUUCUCAUCUUCGGAUGAAGAAUUGGGUGGUUAGAUCAGGAUCACAGUAUGGUGUGGACUUUGUUGCAUACCGGCAUCAUCCAUCUUUGGUGCAUUCGGAGUAUGCUGUGAUUGUUUUGUCUGAUAAUAAUGGUGAAACAAAUGGGCGUUUGAUGGUUUGGUCUGAUUAUCAUUGCACACUUAGACUUUGUGGCAGUGUUGCAAAGACAUUGUUGCUUCUUAAUAUUGAUAAAUGUGGAGAGAAUGCAACAUUGCCAUCAUGUUUAGAAAGUUACAUUGUUGGAGAAAGGACAAUCACUAGGUGGAGUCCACAACAAUGCCGUGAGAACCAAACAAUUGCAACUGGGGAAUCUUGACACCAAGAAUUUGCGGCAGCAGUUGUCAACAAGGAUUAAUGACAAAUCAGACCAUGGAAUAUUUUGAUGAUUUUUAAUGCAGGCUUUGAUGGUUUUAGAAGGGAUUGUCCCUUCUGUACAAUUUAGAAAGAUUCAAGUUCCUCAUCUUGCUUACUGGAUUUUGGUGUUGGAAAUGUAAGAACUGCAAAGAAGUCCAAAGAAAUUUAUUGUGUAUGUCAAGUGAUAGAAGAAGUGGAACUGGGAAAACAGGCUUGGUAGCAGCUGUAUGAGAUGGAUAUUGGACAACUGGCACCAGUGUGGUUGAGGUUAGCAGUGAAACUUCCAGCGUUGUGUUUUCAGUGUUAGAGGGCUGAGAAGAACAAUCACAAGAUGAAUCCAGAUCUUGCUGUGAGAAUUGGAUGGGAUGAUGAUUACCCCAACCAAGGCAUAUACUUGAGUUUGCCCAUGUUCUAGUAAUUUUGAGAGGUUUCUGUAGAAUGCAGAAGGUGCUGGCCUGAUCAGGUGUAACGUGUUUUAAAUUACAUUUUGUAGUUCCUAUUGAUUGUUUAAGCUCGAAAUGUAAUUGAUAUCAAACGUUGAGUGUUCCUGUUACUCAUCAGCUUCGAUUGAACAUUGUGUAUCUAUCAUUUCCUUUGGCCCUCUGCCGCCCCAUCAGUCUAAUGAAUAUCUCAUUUAUUCUCUUC